Molecule: messenger RNA, 681 nt
Organism: Lactuca virosa
Lineage: Eukaryota; Viridiplantae; Streptophyta; Magnoliopsida; Asterales; Asteraceae
Source: the annotation of a GenBank genome assembly
AUGUACUCAAAAUGUGGGUGUACAAAUUUAGCAUUAUCAGUUUUUGAAACAAUUUCUUUCAAAGAUACAGGAGCAUGGAACGCGAUAAUUUCUGGAAUGGCCAUGAAUGGUGAAGCAAGAACUUCUUUAAAACUUUUAGAUCAAAUGGUGUCAAUCGGGAUCCAACCAAGUGGGCCCACGUUUGUGGCUAUACUUUCCGGUUGUGCACAUGUGAAAAUGGUGAAAGAAGGGGUUGACUUGUUUGACCGAAUGGAAAAAGUUUAUAAAGUUGAGAGAAAAUUUGAGCAUUACGCUUGUGUGGUUGAUUUGUAUGCAAGAGCCGGGAUGUUGAAGGAAGCAAUGGAGUUUAUUGAGGUGAAAUUAGGGGGUGUUGGUGGAAGAGAUGUGAAUGUGUGGGGGGCGUUGCUUGGUGCUUGUAGGAGUUAUGGGAAUGUGAUGGUUGGGAAUGGAGUAUGGCGGAGGAUGAUGGAGAUGGGAAUCGGAACGAGUGAUUACGGGGUUUGUGUUGUUUGUUAUAAGAUGUAUGUGGAAGCGGGGUGGAAACGGGAGGCGGAAGAGGUCCGGAAUCGGAUUAGGGAGAUGGGAAUGAGAAAACUCCGGGGUGUAGUGUGGUGGAGGUUAAUGGUGUUGUUGAGGAGUUUGUUUCCGGUGGUGUUUGUCAUCGUAAGGGAUUGGAAAUAA